AGGCUCCCGGCACGAAUGCCUGUCUUCCACCGUCUGAGGGCUGGCCUGGAGCAGGGGUGGUUCGGCUGCGGGUGGCCCCUGGGUGGGGGUUCCCGCGAGACAGGAUCCUCCCUAAAAGCCAGUCCCGCUGUCAGGGUGACCCGACAGACAAUGAGUCGGGCCGCUCCUGGCGAGCUGAGAGCUCCCCAUCCCAGGGGGAGGGGCGGCGGGGGGAGCUCAGAGCAGACUGGGGAGCGCUGGGCAGCGCCGCCUGGGGGUGCCGGGGGUCUCUGGGCUUUCAGCUGCAGGAGUGGUCAGGGUUUCCAGGAGCCCUGCUCGGUUGGCCUGCAAGUGCCUUCAGACCCAGGGAUUGGGAGCCCCGCCAGACCACAGGACAGGCGCCCAGCAUCCCGGAACGUGCUGGCCAAAGCCCUCUACGACAAUGUGGCUGAGUCCCCAGAUGAGCUUUCCUUCCGCAAAGGUGACAUCAUGACGGUGCUGGAGCGGGACACACAGGGCCUGGAUGGCUGGUGGCUGUGCUCUCUGCACGGGCGCCAAGGCAUCGUGCCUGGGAAUCGCCUCAAGAUCCUGGUGGGCAUGCACAACAAGAAGCCAGCAGGGCCCGGCCCCGGCCCGCCAGCCACCUCAGCCCAACCCCAGCCUGGCCUCCAUGCCCCAGCUGCCCAGUACACGCCCAUGCUGCCUGCUGCAUACCAACCCCAGCCCGACAGUGUCUACCUGGUGCCCAACCCCAGCAAGACUCAGCAAGCCCUCUACCAAGCUCCUGGGCCCAGUCCACAGUUCCAGUCUCCCCCUGCUAAGCAGACGACCACAUUCUCCAAUAAGAUGCCCCAUCACCCAUUUCCCAGCCCUGCCCCAGACCUAUACCAGGUGCCUCCAGGGCCAGGCAGCCCCACCCAGGACAUUUACCAGGUGCCACCUUCUGCUGGGAUAGGGCACGACAUCUACCAGGUCCCACCAUCCAUGGAUGCGCGCAGCUGGGAGGGGACGAAGCCACCUGCAAAGGUGGUGGUGCCCACCCGCGUGGGGCAGGGUUAUGUGUUCGAGGUCCCCCAGCCAGAGCAGGACGAGUACGAUAUCCCACGCCACCUGCUGGUCCCAGGGUCCCAGGACAUCUACGAUGUGCCCCCUGUUCGGGGGCUGCUUCCCAGCCAGUAUGGCCAGGAGGUAUACGACACCCCCCCCAUGGCAGUUAAGGGUCCCAAUGGCCAGGACCCAUUGCUGGACGUGUAUGAUGUGCCCCCCAGUGUGGAGAAGGGCCUGCCGCCAUCCAGCCACCAUGCCGUAUACGACAUUCCUCCAUCGGUGAGUAAGGAUGUGCCUGACGGUCCACUGCUGCGAGAGGAGACCUAUGAUGUGCCGCCCGCCUUCGCCAAGGCCAAGCCAUUUGACCCAACCCGCCACCCACUGGUCCUUGCCACACCUACCCCAGGCUCGCUGCCAGCUGAGGAUGUAUACGACGUGCCACCCCCUGCCCCUGACCUCUAUGACGUGCCCCCUGGCUUGCGGCGGCCUGGCCCCGGCACCCUCUACGACGUGCCCCGCGAGCAAGUUCUUGCCCCCGAGGCGGCCGACAGCAACGGAGCUAACGACAGUGUGUACGCGGUGCCCCCCCCUGCUGAGCGCGAGGCCCCCUCCGACGCCAAGCGCUUGUCAGCCUCCAGCACAGGCAGCUCACGCAGUAGCCAGUCGGCCUCGUCCCUGGAGGCGGCAGUGCCAGGCCGUGAGCCCUUGGAGCUGGACGUGGCCGUGGAGGCCCUGGCACGGCUGCAGCAGGCUGUGAGUGCCACCGUAGCCCAACUGCUGGACCUGGCAGGCAGUGCCAGUGGGUGUGGAGGCUGGCGCAGCGCCCCCGAGCCUCAGGAGCCCCCAGAACAGGACCUGUGGGCUGCUGUCGUCGCUGUCCAGGGGACCGUCCACGAGCUGCUGGAGUUUGCCCGUGGCGCUGUGGGCAACGCUGCCCAUACUUCUGACCGCACGCUGCAUGCCAAGCUUAGCCGGCAACUGCAGAAGAUGGAGGACGUGUACCAGACACUGGUGGCCCAUGGUCAGGCCCUCGACAAUGGCCGGGGAGGCCCAGGGGCCACUCCUGAAGACCUGGACCGCCUGGUGGCCUGCUCACGGGCUGUGCCUGAGGAUGCCAAGCAGCUGGCCUCCUUUCUGCAUGGCAAUGCCUCGCUGCUCUUCAGACGGACCAAGGCCCCUGUCCCAGGGCCUGAGGGGGGAGGCUCCCUGCACCCCAACCCUACUGACAAGGCCAGCAGCAUCCAGUCCCGGCCUCUGCCCUCACCCCCCAAGUUCACCUCCCAGGACUCUCCAGAUGGGCAGUACGAGAGCAGCGAAGGAGGCUGGAUGGAGGACUACGACUAUGUCCACCUCCAGGGGAAGGAAGAGUUUGAGAAGACCCAGAAGGAACUGCUGGAAAAGGGCAGCAUCAUGCGGCAGGGGAAGGGCCAUCUGGAGCUGCAGCAGCUGAAGCAGUUUGAACGACUGGAGCAGGAGGUGUCACGGCCCAUAGACCACGACCUGGCCAGCUGGACACCAGCCCAGCCCCUGGCCCCAGGGCGGACAGGUGGCCUGGGGCCCUCAGACCGGCAGCUGCUGCUCUUCUACCUGGAGCAGUGCGAAGCGAACCUGACCACGCUGACCAACGCGGUGGACGCCUUCUUCACAGCCGUGGCCACCAACCAGCCACCCAAGAUCUUCGUGGCACACAGCAAGUUUGUCAUCCUCAGCGCCCACAAGCUGGUGUUCAUCGGGGACACGCUGUCGCGGCAGGCCAAGGCGGCCGACGUACGCAGCCAGGUGACCCACUACAGCAAUUUGCUGUGUGAGCUUCUGCGUGGCAUCGUGGCCACCACCAAGGCUGCAGCCCUGCAGUACCCGUCGCCCACUGCUGCCCAGGACAUGGUAGACAGGGUCAAGGAGCUGGGCCACAGCACCCAGCAGUUCCGCCGGGUCCUGGGCCAGCUGGCAGCCGCCUGAGAGCAGACGACCAGAGGGACGGGGGCAGGGGAGGAGGGGGCACCCACCCCGAGAACUCUGCCUGGGCCUGGUGCCCCAGACUGUCCGGAGCUUUGUACAUAUUUAGGACAGGGCAGGGUGUGGGAUGGUGCUCCUCAGAGGAGCCCGAGCAGAGCUGGGCCCCGGGAUCUGAGGCCGAGGAGAGGGCUGGUGGUGUUCCCUGAGUGCAUUGCAGGUCCUGGGAGGGUCUCCACACGGGCUGGGCCAGGGGCAGGUAGGCCCCUGACCACAUGGCCUCAGGUGACCCCUCGGACCGACCCCCCUCGUGAGGGUGCAGUGCUCCCCAGCAGGGCAAGUGUAGCUGUACCAGGAGAAAACUCUAAAAAACUAUUUUUCAUUAUUGAUUUUCCAAUCAUUUGACUAAUAGUCUACAUUUAAAUAAAAUUUGACAACUGAAAAGCAGCCUCCUGCAGUGUGAGAGGCUGGAGGGCCCACGGUGGGAGGCAGGGUGGCCUGGCGCCCGGAGGCCCAGGGCAGUGGCGGCGGAGGGAGGGCGUGCACAGUGGGGCUGCAGGUGGCCUCUCAGGAGGGUGGAGAUAAAGCUGGUCCCUUCAGAAGAAAACAGGGCCAGGCCGGGGAGACGAGGCUGGGGUAAAGUCUGCAGCCCCAAGACCUGUGCCUGAGGGCACUGAUGGGAAGGGCCGCAACCAAGCCUGCGCUGUGCAGAGAGCGGAGGGGCCGCCGCCCCAGACUAGGCUCGGAGGCCAGGGGGCCAGAAAGGCUGGCCAGGGUGCGGCCGGCAGUGUGGUCUCCUGGCAGCGGCCAGGGUGGGUGGGGGCAGGCGUGGGCGCAGAAGCAGCUGCAGGGGCAGGUGAGCCUGCUCCGCGGACCCCCGCGGGCCAAGGCGGAGAACUCUCGGCUCGGCUCCGCUGGGGAAAACUCAUUUCACAGACCUUAUCCAGAACUUUGCAAUUAGAAAGAACUCAUAUUUUCAGCUCGUGGAACUUCUUCCAAAGUGUGUUAUUUGAAUCACACAUGGAUUUAGCCUCCAAGUCAGGAGGUGGGGGCCCAGAGGGCCCUUGCCCUGGGGUGUGUGUGCCCUCCUGGGUAUGUCUGGCACCGCAGGUGAAGCUAGAGCCCUGGAAGUGCUGCUCCUAGCUCUGACCUUUGUGCAUGUGACCUUGGGCCUCAGUUUCCUGCUUUACCAAGAAAGGAGUAGGGCUGGGUUUUCUGGCAGCCCUCUCGGCUGUGAACUCCCCAGGGGGGACCCGGUGAAGGCACCCGUCCUCCCACCCUUCAUCCACCCUGGCGAGGGCACAGAAGAGAAGGUGCAGGCUGUUGCUCUCUGGUUUUAUUAGGAUUUUACACAGAUUGGGAGUUGGGGAGGGUAUGUGGUACAGGGACUCAGUUGGCCUCCAGAACCUCAAGAACCCAGGGAAUAAACUCCGUGACUCGGGCGUACACGCCUGGAGAGAAUGGGAGGCACUGGCCACUGCCCCAGGACACGAUGCCCACCAGGGUCCAGGCGCCAUCCUUCUGGCAGACUAAGGGCCCGCCAGAGUCGCCCUGCAGGAGGCAAAAGGACCCGUUUCCAAACCUAAAAGGGGUGCUGGGGCCCUAGUGUGCCCUGACCUGGCUGAGUCCGGGUGUGGGGGUGGGCAGAGAAAUGGCACGUGACAGACACAGUGACCAGGCCCCAGAUACUUAGGUCUGGGCCAGGUGGCAGCCCCAGCUCUGCUACCUGCUCCCGGGGGGCCUGUGGCACGUGGCUCACCCUCCCAGCCUGAUGUCAUCUGUAAAACCAGCCAACAACAUCCCGCUCACAGGGUUGCCAUGAGGAUUAGAUGCCCCCGGGGUGGCCCACCAGGAGCGCGCCCUCCGUCACAGGCAUCUGUUGCUGCUGGUCCUGGCUUUGGCUGGGGCCCCAGGCAAGGAGUGAGGCUGAGUAGAUUGUGGUAGAAAGGAGCGGCCUGCUGGCCUGGCCAGGGGCGGGGCUGUGGUCAGUGGGGGUGGGCAGGGGGCCAGAGCGAGGCUCACCAUGCAAGAGGAGACGCCGCUGGCCCCGGCACAGACCAUCUCAUCAGCGAUCUUGCUGCCCCAGAACUUCUUGCAGUUGGUGUUGGACAGGAGGGGCAGGGCCGCCUGCUGCAGCUUGUCAGGGGUCUUGUUGGCUGGAGGGACAGGGGAGGCCACGAGGGGCCAGGGGCUCUCAUCCCAAACAGCAUUGCCCCACUAAAGGACAAGCUGGGGGAGCCGUGGCCUGGGCAGAAGAGCUGAGGACACUGGAGGAAGAAAAUCAGGCAGAGCGAGUAACCACAGAAGGUGAGACCAGGCCCCAGGCCAGACUGGACAUUUGACUCCCAGCCCAGACUUGCUGGUGAGCUUGACACACCCACCCUCCUCAAGUCUGGAGAGAAGUCCAGGCCAGAACAGGCUGCUGCUGGACUCGGUGCUGGUUGGUGAGGGAGGGCGGUACUUGCUGGAACUUAGGUGUUUCUUCAGAAACUUAUUGUUCAAGUCUAUACUAUUAAAUCUCAUCUUUAUUUAUGUUUGGUAGGUUUUUAAUUUAAGAGGGCUUUAAAUAAAGAAAUGGAGAUUUA
Molecule: messenger RNA, 5564 nt
Organism: Manis pentadactyla (Chinese pangolin)
Lineage: Eukaryota; Metazoa; Chordata; Mammalia; Pholidota; Manidae
Gene: BCAR1
Product: BCAR1 scaffold protein, Cas family member
Exons: 7
Coding region: 16-2985 (989 amino acids)
Biological process (GO): cell surface receptor protein tyrosine kinase signaling pathway; cell migration
Cellular component (GO): focal adhesion; plasma membrane; cytoplasm
Molecular function (GO): protein binding
Source: RefSeq, a predicted model, not a curated record